Chelonus insularis is the source of this 5073-nucleotide messenger RNA. RefSeq names its product Nucleoporin 153kD (gene Nup153). NCBI's taxonomy places the organism in Eukaryota, Metazoa, Arthropoda, Insecta, Hymenoptera, Braconidae. Gene Ontology annotation, molecular function: structural constituent of nuclear pore. Gene Ontology annotation, cellular component: nuclear pore. Gene Ontology annotation, biological process: RNA export from nucleus; protein import into nucleus. The record is from RefSeq and is a predicted model, not a curated record. The transcript has 4 exons. The coding region runs from base 188 to 4711 and encodes 1507 amino acids.
CCCGCUCGAGAAAGAAGGUGAUGUGCCGUUGUCAUCGUGUUGUUGGUUAAAACGCAAAAUAUUCUCUCAAGAAUGCUAUUAUUAAUGAUUGAUUGCGUUUAAUGUGAAUAAGAAAUAGGUAAUUAACAAAACUAAAAGUAAAUAUAUAGAAGAAAGAACAUAGAGGUAAUCGAGGGUGGCGUGCAAAAUGGCUAAAAGAAGCAACAACAACUCGGCUGGACGACGAAUCUACGGUGAGAAGCCGUACGAUGCGAACAACUCUUUUGUAAAAAAAGUGGCCACCAAAGUGACAGAUUUAAUUCCACAAAAAUCGUGGAUAAGUAAGUGGUUUAAUACACCAGGUGGAAAUGGUGAAAUUUCUAAUGAAGGAGACAAUCCCGAAGAACAAGAUGUUGAAGAAGAAACAUUACAGCCACCUACAAAGCGACCACGUAUUAGAAUGGACAUGACUCAUCCACCAGGGACAUUUAAUAUUAAGACAAGAGGAAAAGGAGUAAAGGAAAAGCUCGAAUAUACAAAUGAACAAUAUCCUCUUCCAGAUGAUACAAUUAAUGACUUUUUACAGCCAUCUAUUGCUGCAAGAAAUACUGUUGCAAGAGCAUUUGUUUCGUCAACGCCAUCAAUGCAUCCUACAGUAAGAACUUUAAAUCCUUCAAGAUCUGAUACAAGUCCUUUUAAUCAUCAACAACAACAAAAUAAUGUUACAACAAAUGGUACAGAUGAUAAUUCAGAAUCAAGUGAAAGUACUAGUGGAUGCAGUUCUCUUAUUCCUCAAACAAACAGACAAGAAAACGUAUCUACAUAUAUUAAUUAUCCCUUUGCUAUGAAAAAAGGAUUUAAUAAUGACAAAUUGUCAUUCACAAAUCAUCUUCAAUCACCAAGAUCAUUACUAUUUGAUGGUAGAGACUCUGCAAGUUCUCGAAGACCAAGUUUUAAUUAUUCAAUCGUUAGUAAUGGCAAAGAUUCUGUAUUGUCUUCACCUUUCUAUAGUGGUAACACAACUUUUGGUGGUGCCAAUGCACUUGCAAACUUUCGACCUGGAUAUUCAAAUUCUACAGAUGGCAGUGAUAUUCAAUUAAGAGUUCCUAAAAGAGCAAGUAUUCGAGUGAAACCAUCAAAUUCUUCGACCACAACAGAUUCUUCAGGCAUGAGUCAAACUGCUAAACGUAUUCUCGAAGCACUUGAACAUUUUUCCUCUCCAAUAUCUGAUGCCAAGAAAAUUCCAGUAAAAACUCCCCUUCAUACAAUCUCAGGAAAAAAGAGACCAAGAGAAGAAGAUUCUCCAUCCGUUUCUCAAGUUGGAUUGAGACAUUUAACUCGAGAAUUGUCUGUUCCAACAGUACCAGAUAUGCUUAAACUGAGAAGACGUCAGCGAUUACAAGAUACAACAUUAGCAGCAAGAAGAAUAGUAUCAGCACUAAAUGAACCUCCACCACAAAAUGUUUCUUUGAAUGCUAAUUCGUCUGAAUAUCAUUUGAGAACUGAAAGUGAUGAUAAAAAAUUCUUUGGAAAAUUACGUACUAAUGCUAAGAAAAAAAUCGAUGUUGAAGAACCUGCUGAAACAGUAAAUCUUUCUAAUAUACCGUUGCCAAUAACCAUAAUGCCUAAUUUCUCUCUUCCUUUACCUCCACUACAGAAUAAAUCUAACAAUGAUCUAAUACAGAAGACAAAAUCAUUGCCAUCUAAAGAACCAAUAGCCUUCAAGUUUUCCAGUCCUGUAAAAGUUACUGAAGUAACGAAAAAUCUUGAAUCCUCACAUAGUUUCAAAUUUUCCGAACCAAUUAAUAUAGAAAAAGAAAAAAAUAAAAUUAGUUUUAAAAUCACACCAAUAACCACCGCUAAUUCAACUCCUUAUCUUAAUUCAACUCGUUCUCCUCAAUCACCAUCAACUAAUUUCAUGUGGUCAGGAUCAUCUACUGCACCAAGACCUAAAGAGAAGAAAAUAGAAGUGAAUAAGAAAGAAGAGUCAAAAGGAGUAAGUGUUGCGUCAGAAUUAAAAACUGGUAGUGUUAUGGAUGUUCUUGGUAAAAGAUCUGAAAAUGCUGUCAACAUUUGGGAAUGUAGUGAAUGUAUGAUAAAAAAUAAUGACAGUACUGAUCAAUGCAUUGCUUGUAAAGCUUUAAAAUCAAAUUCAACUAAAAAAACAUCAUCAGUGAGUAAUGUUACGUCAUCCAUUGGAGGAAACGAUGGACAAUUUGGUGCACAAUUUAAAAUGUCUCAUGACAAAUGGGAAUGUAGCAGUUGCCUUGUUAGAAAUCCAAUCAACACUCUCGCAUGUUUAUCUUGUAUGGCUCCCAAACAACAAAAUAAAAGUAAUAGCGGAUCUUCAUCAUUAGUCACUGGAAAAAGUUCAUCAUCCGAUGCAAAGGAUGUAAUUAAAUCUCCCGAACGCACUUGGGAGUGUCCGGGAUGUAUGCUAAAGAAUGCCAGUAAUGUGAUUCAAUGUCCUUGUUGUAAUGCUGCUAAACCAGGAUUGAUUAAGACAAGUCAAACCUCUGUUUCUACGAAAAGCAAUGAAAGUCAAAACUCUAUAAAAACAUGGGAAUGUCCUUCAUGCAUGGUUAGAAAUAAUUCAACAGCUUCCACUUGUGUUUGUUGUACAACUUCACGUCCAGACAGUAACUCAUCUUCAAAUAAAAGUACUGAAAAUACACCAUCAAUAUCGGUAACAAGUGGAUUUGGUGAUCAAUUUAAAAAACCAGCCGGCACAUGGACUUGUGAUACGUGUAUGAUUCAAAAUAAAAAUGACGUCACUAAGUGUGUUGCUUGUGAGUCUCCAAAGCCAGGAACUGCAUCUGAUACAUCAGAUAAAAAAUCAUCAGGAAGUUCAAUUCAAUUCGGUAUUCCUUCAACUCCAUCACAAUUUAAAUUUGGAAUACCAAAAACAGAAGAGAAAAAAACAGACGCUCCUACAAAUGGAUUUACUUUUGGGGUACCAAGUACACAGCCAUCAACACAGAGUUUCAGUUUUGGAAUUCCGAAAUCAGAAAGCUCUCAGGGAACUUCAGGAUUUACAUUUUUAGCAAAUAAAUCGUCUGAAAAAAAUUUGAUAUCGUCCAAGUCAGAUGUAGAACAUAACAGCAGUCAACCAUGUAUUAAUCCACCAUCUAGCCAAGGAUUUACAUUUGGAGUACCUAAAAAAGAGGAAAAAAGUUCUGAACAAGGAAAUAACAAACCAGAUAAAAAAUCCUCACAAGUAAUUUUUGGUAUUCCCAAAUCCGAAAAUUCAGAAGAAAAACCAACUCAACCCAAAAUGAUAUUUUCAAAUUCAACUACAUUGAAUACAGGAAUGACCUCAACUGCACCAGUAACCAAUCAACAGAUAACAUCAACAGAAGCAAAAAAGCCUUCACCCUUUUCAUUCGUCCCACCAGGAUCUGUGGCUGGAAGUAUUGGCAAUAAUACAGAAACUUCUUCAGCACCUUCAAGUAGUAAUCAAGUUUCUUUUACUUUUUCGGAACCUAAAAUUUCCAAGUCAGCAACUCCAGAACGACCAGUGAUUACUUUUAAACAAGGUUCGACUACAAAUAUUACAAAUGCAACGUCAACCUCAAGUGGAUUCUUAUUCACUAGUCCUAAGUUUUCGGAAAUAAAUCAAGCGAGUCCACCAGGGAAAAAACCAGCAUUAAAUUUCGGUAGUACUUCAUCAUCUACAACUGCGCCACCAGUUUUUGGAGUUACUUCGUCAUCUACAACUUCAGAAAAUAAUUCAAAGGAUAAAAUAACUAGUUCACCAUUUGAAACUUCUAUCAAUAAACAAGAUAAAAGUUCAGGAUUCACAGUGGAAAAUAAACCUCCAGUGUUUGGAGUUGAACCAAAACCUCCUGAAACGCCUGCAAGUGCUCCUGUUUUUGGAACAAGUGAGAAAUCAGGAUUUAUUAAUAAUGCUACACCAGCAUUUACAGCAGGCCCAACGAGUGCUCCAGCUUCUACUACUCCUAUGUUUGGUUCUGGAACAAUUCUUUUCGGCAAUAACACUCCCUCAGGCUUUGGAACACCGGGGUCGUUAACAACAUCAAAUAUUUUUUCAUCAGUAAAGCCUGCUGAAACAACUCCAGUAAAUAACACUCCAGGAUUAUUUUCAUUUGGUGGAACUCCAUCACAGCCGCCUCAACAAAAUACUGCGACAGGAUUUAAUUUUAAUUCAAACUCUUCAUCUCAAAAAUCUCCAUUCGUCUUCGGAAAUAAUAUAGCAACACCAGCCCAACCUACACCCGGUACCGGGUUUGGUACUCCGAAUUUUGGAACAUCAAGUACUAACAAUCCUACACCAUCGCCGUUUACUUUCAAUGCACCUAAACCAGAGGCACCUCCUGCAUUCGGACAAACAUCAACUACUCAACUUCCUUCUCUUUUCAAUAACCAAACUGCUGGAAAUAUGGGACAAAACACACUUGCAAGUUCAUUUACUUCAACAACUCCAGGUUCUAGUGGACUCUUUAGUUUCGGAGCGCAAACACCGGGUACUGGAUCUUCUACUGCAACAGCUUCCAGUGGUUUCAAUUUUAAUGCAAGUGUUACUCCAGCUACGCCUUCAGGUGGUUUUAAUUUCAACGCAGGAAGUUCUCAAACAACAGUAAACUUUGAUCCGAAUACAAAGCCAUCAUUUAAUUUUACAGGCGGGAGUGCACCAACUGCAUUUAAUGCACAACCUCAACCACCCAGAAAAAUAAAAAAAGCAGUCAGAAGAAUGCCUGCAAGAACCACUUGAGAGAAUAUUCUUUGACGAAAAACCAUUAAAAUUUCGCAUGAGAUUUUAAUAUUAACGGAAAAUCGUGAUAAAAAUAGGUGAAAAUAAAAGUUGCCAGAGAAUUAUUAUAGCAAUUAUUAAGUUGCAUACAAUUAUUGAUAAAGAUAAAAAAAAAGAAUAGUAAUUAUAAAUAAAAACUCAUCAGUGAUUGUAAUUCUGCUACUAGUUAUGACAAAAUUUUAUUUAUUGUAAGAAGGGAAAUAUUAAAAAAAGCUAUAAGCAUGGAUAAAAAUCAUAUAUUGUCUACAGCAAAGAAUACCAUCUGAUAAAAUUUUGAUCACAAAUGAUAUUCAUGCAAAAUAAAUACAAUUAACGAAAAAACA